AUGGGAACGAAAGAGAUAUGCAAGUACUACCUCCACGGCGCGUGCCGCAACGGCGCCGGGUGCCGGUUCUCGCACAGCAUGGACGCGCCCAAGUCGACGGUGUGCGCGUAUUACCUCGCGGGGAACUGCGCGUACGGGGACAAGUGCCGAUACGACCACGUCCGCCCGCCGAAGGUGCGAAGACGCGCGUUCGCUCGUUUCUGCGCCCUCGAGCGGAACCGCCGCAGCAGCACGGCGGCGGGGGCGGCGGCGCGGAUGACGAGUGGGGGUACUACGACGACGCGGGUAGGUCCCUCGGUGGUCGCGUUCGCACGCUCGCUCCGUCCGUUAUCUUUCCUUCUGUCGACCGACGACAAGAUACUAAUCCGCUCGUCUAACUAUACGAUUGAUUCCUUUCACGACGGCGACGCGCGCGGCGAGCGCGACGUCGUCGUCGUUCGGUCCCUUCUCCGACGUAGCCGUCGUUGUCGUCAUUGUUGUAAUCAUAAUUUCAGACGCUCCCGCGCUCACGAAUCCGCCUCCUCCCGCGCGACGCGCGAGGACGAAGCCAGAGCGGCGGCGAGCGCGGAGGUCGAGUGCGGCAUCUGCCUCGAGGUCGUGCACGAAAAGCCGCGCAUCGGCGACCGACGGUUCGGGCUCCUCUCCGGGUGCGACCACGCGUUUUGCCUCGCGUGCAUCCGCGACUGGAGAGAUGGCGGCGUCGCGGGUAAAGACGCGGCGACGGCGUCCGCGUUGGAUCAGGCGAGGAAGUGUCCGAUCUGCCGCGCGCAGUCGCAUUACACGGUGCCGUCGACGUAUUGGCCUCGGGACGAGAUCGACAAGGCGAUGAUCGUCGGCGAGUACAAGCGGCGGAUGGACAAGAUACCGUGUCGUAAUUUCGACUACGGCGACGGGCACUGCCCGUUCGGGAGCUCGUGUUUUUACGCGCACUUGCUGAGGGACGGCUCGCGCGCGAGCGAGGAUGUUCGCAAGACGACCGACGCGGAGGGGAAUCUGAACAUCGUCGGCGGGAUUCGCCUGAGCGACUUUCUGGAUACGAGCGCGGGUCGAAGAGCGUUGCGUUGA
This is a messenger RNA of Micromonas pusilla CCMP1545, 1065 nucleotides long. RefSeq lists its product as uncharacterized. The transcript has 4 exons. Bases 1 to 1065 code for a protein of 354 amino acids. Lineage: Eukaryota; Viridiplantae; Chlorophyta; Mamiellophyceae; Mamiellales; Mamiellaceae. The record is from RefSeq and is a predicted model, not a curated record. Gene Ontology annotation, biological process: protein polyubiquitination. Gene Ontology annotation, molecular function: ubiquitin protein ligase activity; metal ion binding.